AUGUUUGCCCUUCACACACAUGCGGUGCUCAGCUCGUCCUUCCCCUCUUCUCUCGUGUCGGACGGGGAGGCGACGGCGGACGACGACAGCUCCGGCACGUUCGUGAUGAAGCGAGGGGUGUCGCACGUAGAGAGACUCCCGCGGGAUCUGCUGCUCAAUGUUUUUAUUGAUGUGAUCCGCAACGACGGCGAUAGCUUCGGUUGGAUCGGCGUCCUAUCGUGUGUGUGCCGCAGUUGGUAUCAGCUCUGUCAGCACCCGGUGCUGUGGGAGUACGUGGCGAAGCGCAUCUGUGUUGUCUACCCGCUGGUAGUCCGGCUGCACGGCGCGGCACCGUACGACACGGUGAGUCAGGAAAUUGUGAAUCGGAUGCGCCUCCUAGAGUCGAAGGAGCAGUGCAUCGUGCAGUACGACCCACUCGAGCCCCUCCCCGCCCCGUCGCGGGCGGCGCUGCGCAAGACGAUGGAGAAGGUGCGGCGUUACCGUGAGAGCCAACAGUACUACAAGUACGUGCAGCGGCGGCGCCGUGUGGUGCUGCAUUUUUUCUUGUCCGUUACCUUGUUUUCGGUGGCGCUUGCCAUCACCACGGCGAUGUGUGUGUCGGAGGGGUUUGACAUGGGGGGUCUCUGCAACACCACCAUCGUCUUUGGGCUGCUCUGGAUGGCGUACCUCUGUAUCGUCGCCAUCAUCGUGUCAAAUGUCGUAAUGCAGGCCCAUUUCGAGCCUCUACCGCUGUUGCUUCGACUGCGGCGCAACAAACUGCUGAUUUUCGCUUCCGCCGUGACGAUCCUGCUGGGCAUCUGCGACGUCAUCAUCCCGACGCUGCUGAUUCAGAUCAACCUGGGACGCAAGGAGCGCUUCUCCUGGCUCUGGUGCGGCAUCACCGUCAUCCUUUCCUUCUGUCUCUGGCAGCUGUACACGCUGAUGUACAUCAUGCCCGCGGCGAGGCAGCAGCUGCGAUAUCAAAUGACGCACGUUAAUGUGCGAGAGGGCUUUCAAUUCGUAGUGCUGAACAUCCCGAACGGCUUCCCAUUCCUGUUCGCGGUGGCCUCCUUCUGCGCCCUGCAGUACGUCCAGUACGGCUGCCGCAUCUACAUUUUGCUCGGCGGGGUGCCGGUGAUUGUCAGCCUUGGCGUCCUUGCGCUGGUCUUUCUGCUCGACUUCUACUCUCUGCACCGCUUCAAGGACUUGGCGAUGGGCAUCUGUUUCUUCCUCGCGAUGCUCUUCCCCAUUUCGCUGCUCAUGUGGGAGUUCCGGGGGCUGUGCUUGCUGCCACUCGCCGCGGCGGCCUUUGGCAUCUUCUUCGCCCACGCCCGCUACGUUGUCAGCUCCGCCGUGCACGAGCUGAUGCGCACCAUUCGCGCAGAACGCAACGGCUGCAUCCUCCACCCCUGA
Molecule: messenger RNA, 1392 nt
Organism: Leishmania mexicana MHOM/GT/2001/U1103
Lineage: Eukaryota; Euglenozoa; Kinetoplastea; Trypanosomatida; Trypanosomatidae
Exons: 1
Coding region: 1-1392 (463 amino acids)
Molecular function (GO): protein binding
Source: RefSeq, a predicted model, not a curated record